Molecule: messenger RNA, 1240 nt
Organism: Tuber melanosporum (Perigord truffle)
Lineage: Eukaryota; Fungi; Ascomycota; Pezizomycetes; Pezizales; Tuberaceae
Exons: 5
Coding region: 95-1240 (381 amino acids)
Biological process (GO): glutamyl-tRNA aminoacylation
Molecular function (GO): zinc ion binding; glutamate-tRNA ligase activity; ATP binding
Source: RefSeq, a predicted model, not a curated record
CCCUACCGUGCCAAUGGUGUUCAUAUUUUCCAAGACAAUACCCAAUAUCUCCCGCUCCUCGCGGCUUUGCCGACGAUGCAUUUCUACUUCUCCCAUGUUUUCGAAUUCAGUAAUUCGUGCAUCCUCUGCCAUUACUCCUGCGCGUACGAGAUUUGCUCCGUCCCCUACCGGUUAUUUGCACCUGGGUAGCUUAAGAACCGCUUUGUUUAAUUAUCUGCUCGCUAAAGGAACUGGGGGUCAGUUCUUGCUCCGGAUUGAGGAUACUGACAAGAAAAGAACUGUGGAGGGAGCUGAAGAAGGUAUUUUUGAUACUUUAAGGUGGGCCGGAUUGCAAUGGGAUGAAGGACCCUUGGUCGGAGGAGAAUUCGGCCCCUAUCGACAGUCAGAGCGCACGGAACUUCACAGGAAGCAUGUCGAUAUUUUACUCGAGGAGGGUCAUGCCUAUCGAUGUUACUGCGCUCCCCAACGGCUGGAGGCCUUAGCUUUGACCCGAAAGCAUAGUGGGCAAUCCACUGACUACGACCGUCAUUGCCUCAACUCUCCGCCAACGGCCUCGGCCGCGGAGCCACAUGUGGUCCGUCUCAAGGCCCCUGUUCAAUAUCCGGCUUACCAUGAUCUGGUCUACGGCACAAUAACUCCGGGGGCUCAGAGUCACGACCACGCAAUCGGUGCCUUCGAAGAUCCGAUCCUAUUAAAAUCUGACGGUAUGCCGACAUAUCACCUCGCAAAUGUGGUAGACGAUCACUUUAUGAAUAUAACGCAUGUCCUAAGAGCUACGGAGUGGAUGCCAUCUACGCCUAAACAUGUACAUUUAUAUAGCUGUUUUGGUUGGAAGCCGCCAAAGUUCGUACAUGUAGGGCUGCUACAGGAUACACAGGGGAAGAAGUUAAGCAAGAGAACUGGGGACGUAUUUAUUUCCGAGUUCCGGGAAAAGGGGUAUCUACCAGAGGCUCUUAAUAAUUUUGUUGCUUUAAUGGGCUGGAGCCAUGCUGGCGAGAGCGAUAUUCUAGAUAUACAGAAGCUAGUAGAGCAAUUCAGCAUCGACGGAUUAACAACGGGUAAUACCAAAGUUGAAUUUGGGAAGCUCGACUAUUUGCAGAAACAAUAUGCUCGGAAUCGGGUGAUGGGAGGAUCGGGUGAUAAGGAAAUCCUAGACGCGGUAGAAGCCCAGGUUCGCAAGAGAUUUGGAGAAAAGUAUUUACCUUACUUGCAAAAACUUCAAAUUUCUCUUUUCGUUUGA